This is a messenger RNA of Phycodurus eques (leafy seadragon), 357 nucleotides long. It is a transcript of the gene s100t, whose product is annotated as S100 calcium binding protein T. Bases 31 to 357 code for a protein of 108 amino acids. The transcript is spliced from 3 exons. Gene Ontology annotation, molecular function: calcium ion binding; transition metal ion binding. NCBI's taxonomy places the organism in Eukaryota, Metazoa, Chordata, Actinopteri, Syngnathiformes, Syngnathidae. The record is from RefSeq and is a predicted model, not a curated record.
CCGGCCUGGCCUCGUCCUCCAGUCAGCAUCAUGUCAAUGCCCAACUCCGAGAACGCUUCCACCCUGGAGAACGCCAUGCAGCUCAUGAUCCAGACCUUCCACAAGUAUUCCGGCAACGACGGAGACAAAUACACGCUGAGCAGGGUCGAGCUCAAGGAGAUGCUCACCACCGAACUGGGAAACUACCUCGGGAACAUCCAAGAUAAGGAGGCGGUGGAUAAGGUCAUGGGCGACCUGGACGCCAACGGGGACGGUGAGGUGGAUUUCACCGAAUUCAUCAUCCUGGUGGGCGCUCUCACUGUGGCCUGCAACGACUUCUUCCUGGAGUUCAACGAAAAGCCGGCAAAGAAGAAGUGA